CUUUUUCAUAGCGAAAAGUAGGAGAGCGGGCACUGGUUAUUGUCCCACUGGGUAUUUCAAUGCAACCCUGUAACGAUAUGAAUACCUCCCUUUACUUUUCACACCCCGCCGCCUAUUGUUUAACACGUCAACUGCAACAACAAAACUAAAGACUAAAUACAAAUUGGGUUUGCAAAUUUAAAAUACUUCAAAAAUUGAUAGUAAUUGGACAUGGAGAGCUCCGAAGAGGCAUCUGGCAGCACUAAUGAGCUGCGAGAGCGAAAAUCGACGAACAUAAAUAAGGAGAUGUCAACGAAGGAGGCAUAUUUUGCCAGCCUUGCCGAGUGGGCUAAACAGGCGGCGCUCAUGCAAAUGUUUCCAAAUUAUCUGUUGGCCAACUAUAACUAUCCCCAAUUAUUGCAAACGCAAUUGCCAUAUGCAGCGCCAGGCAUUGAGCAGCUGCACCCAAAUCGUCAGCAACAGAGCCCAUUAACGCAGCCACUGCCGCAGCAGGCUACGGCUCAGGCAGCAGCUGCAGCUGUUCGACCAACCUUCAAUCGCUUUCGUGUGUUGGACGAGGCGCAGCAGCAGGAGAUCAUACAAAGAUUGGGUGGCACAGAGUUAAUCGUGGCGCCCUUUUGGAAACGAGCUGUUGCAGAGGCAAUCGAUGUCGUCAUAUUAUUUAUAUUGAAAAUUAUUGUAACCUUUUCGCUGUUUCAUGUUUUUGAUCUGGACUUCGAUAAGGAGGUGAUGCGUAAAACUCUGGAGGAUGAGGAUAUCUUUUUAAAUUUCCUAGACAUUUCUAUGGACUUUAUCACACUGUCCUCGGACUUGAUACUAAUUGAGUUGCUGACCAAGCUUCUAGUCUGUUGCUAUGAAUGCCUAUGGACGGUUUUCUAUAAUGGAGCUACACCUGGCAAAUCGCUGAUGAAGAUUCGUAUCCUCUAUGUAGAGGCCGUGGUGCCGCUGCAGGCGCCUGUAAUGCCACAAUUUGUUUUCCAGGCACAGCGAGAACCUUUGCGUGCCCUGCUCUACCCCGCAGAGACUCCAAGCUUCUUGCGUGCUUUAAUGCGCGCCUUUGCUAAGAAUCUCGUAAUGACGCUAUUGUUUCCCAUUUGCGUUGUUAUGGUUUUCUUCAAAAACAAUCGCACGGCCUAUGAUAUUUUAACUAAGACAAUUGUGGUCGAGGUAAAUCGGAAUCCAACUCCUGCCGCGGUGCCUCCUGUUCAAAGGCCUCAUCAACAGUAGUCAAAUUUUAUCUAUGCAAUGCCAAAUCUUGUAUGUGUAUGAAAUAUGACAAACUAAUUUAUGUAAUUUUUGUUAACGCUGAAAACUGACUAACAGCUGAGCUCACACUGAUUUCCAUUAUAUUGUAAAUAGAUGAAAUGUAAAGACAAGUGUUAUUCAAGAAAAU
Drosophila hydei is the source of this 1393-nucleotide messenger RNA. Its product is annotated as protein FAM8A1. The transcript has a single exon. The record is from RefSeq and is a predicted model, not a curated record. NCBI's taxonomy places the organism in Eukaryota, Metazoa, Arthropoda, Insecta, Diptera, Drosophilidae. Bases 211 to 1227 code for a protein of 338 amino acids.